Molecule: messenger RNA, 3066 nt
Organism: Lycium barbarum (goji berry)
Lineage: Eukaryota; Viridiplantae; Streptophyta; Magnoliopsida; Solanales; Solanaceae
Product: serine/threonine-protein phosphatase 7 long form homolog
Exons: 5
Coding region: 498-2681 (727 amino acids)
Biological process (GO): meristem development; meristem maintenance
Source: RefSeq, a predicted model, not a curated record
AAGCUAUUAUUUAAACCAAUUCACCAAAAUAAUACGUUUUUAAUUUUUUUUACAGAACUAGAAUAAACGUAUUCCUGAGUAACGUAUUAGGCAUUAUUUUAUUCAAAAAUUCUGACGGGAAAACAGUGACGGCGUUAAAAUAAAAGUCGUUACUGACAGUAACGAUUUAGUCCUAUUACGUAUUCUAAGACCACGACUAAUAGUUGUCUCUUCAUUUAAAAUAACGACGUCGUUCAGUGUUUUCUAAUAUAUGUGAAUAAAUACACAACUGAGCAGUAAGCCCUCAUUGAACAAAUUUUCCUUUUCAACUUAAAUCCCCUCUUCAAAAUAAACCCUCAUUCAAUAAAUUUUCCUUUUCAACUUAAAUCCCCUCUUCAAAAUAAACCCUCAUUCAAUAAGGGGCCAUUUUGAAAACGGAGGGGGUAGGGGGGCUCACACUCAGAAGAGGUAGCUGUUCUUCCCUUUUAUUCUCUCUCACUUCUUGGUAUUUUUGUUUUAUGGCGGAAAAUAAUACAUAUCAGAUGGAUCCGGGUCCACUCGACUCGUCUGUAUUGAAUGAACAACUCACCCAUAGGUCACAGGAUAUAUGGGAUGGAAAGGAUAAUGUGAUUUUGAAUACAAGGAGAUGCGAUGGAAAUUUUUGGGACUUCGUAAAGGACCAUCCAAUUGAUACACGAGUCUUGGAAGUGAUUAGACUAUCGGGAUUGUACGGUGUUUACAGAUCUUAUCGACCUACUAUUGAUCGUAGUUUGAUUACUUCAUUAGUUGAAAGAUGGCGUCCUGAAACUCAUACGUUCCACUUUAGGACGGGAGAAGCGACAAUCACCUUGCAAGACGUAGAGGUGUUGUAUGGCUUACCCGUGAAUGGUGAUCCAGUACUUGGGAAUGAGUUGGAGAGGAGCACAGAGGAUUGGAAAGACAUUUGUCAAAGAUUAUUAGGUUUUAGUCCACUUCCUGGAGACUUUAAAAAAAAUAGCCUCAAGGUAUCGGCACUUAAUCAACACAUGCUACGUCAUCCAAAAUUACUUGACACGGCAACACAAGAUAUGGUCAAUCAGAAGGCUAGAUGUUAUAUGUUUUGGAUGAUUGCUGGUAUGAUGAUGGCGGAUACAUCUGGAAGUAAUUUGAAGCUUAUGUACUUACCUAUGCUUGAGGACGUCAACACAAUAGGAUCUUACAGUUGGGGUAGUGCGACUCUAGCAAGCUUGUAUCACUAUCUUUGUAAGGCCUCACAGGCUAAGCAACAUGAGAUAGCGAGAUUCCUACCACUACUACAGGUUUGGGCAUGGGAGAGAAUUACUGCUCUCAGGCCCCAGAUAUUAGCACAAAGGGACGCGAAUACUGGUUUACCUAGGGGUCCACGCGCUACUAGAUGGUUUGCACAUUUUAGUUGGACCGACACUACCCAAUAUGUGUUGAAAGUUUUUAGGGAUGCACUUGAUUCCAUGACGGAGGAUCAGUUUAUUUGGGAACCAUAUUCUGAUGAAUUAAUUGAGAGCCUUCCCGAUUAUUGUCGUGUUGGACGAAAUAUAUGGCGUGCUAGAGUCACAAUAUUUUGUUGGGAUGUUGUCGAGGUUCACUUGCCUGAUCGAGUUAUGAGGCAAUUUGGAAUGAUACAGGAGAUACCACCAACUCCGUUUGCAUUUGAUCCCACACAUUUCAACUACGAUCGUCGGGGAAGGCCAAAUACAAAUUGGGAAUUGGAGCAUGCACAAUGGUUGCCAUUUUGGCACCAACGACUUCGAUACGUUAUUAAUGCACCGGUCAAUCAUGAAUCACUUCGGUACGAUGACCCCUACCUUGUUUGGUUCAGACGCAUUACUCGUCUUGUUAUUGGUAAUCCUACUUCGCGUCCUCAGCGGCAACAAGGUUAUGUGCCUAAUGCAACGGCUUAUGAAGCAAUGGUGCGUUAUAUUCAUUCAGUGGUUGAUAAAGCAAAAUCACUUGGUGAUCAGCCAUUAUUUGAGGAAUUUUAUAUGUUUCGUGCAAUGGUGCGGAGUAAAGGUGAAAAGUGCUUGACAUAUGUGCACGAGGCUGAUAGAAUUCAUUUACAAGCCGAUUAUAAAAAAGAUGGAGUACAUGCUGACCAUAUACGUCCCUCUGUUCGUAGGCGAGGAAAAGGCGGUGUUGCUGGUAGGAGGGAAAGUGCUAUUAAGAGAGGUCAAGUGUCUAUCGAAAUGGAUGAAAUGCGUCAGGAAGAUGCCCAAGCAGUCCCGGAAGAUGAUCCAGCAACAACAAAUUGUGAUAUUAGUUCCACUUCAAGAGGCGACACUCACGAAUUCACUCAGGCAUCAGCUAUGACAUAUCAACCAACAACUACUCAGAUUGUACCAUACAUGACGCCACAAACUCCACAAUAUUCAAGAGAUCCAAGUCUUUCGUCUUUUGAGAAUAUAUUUGUUGAGAAUGGUCCUGUUUUUAACUCAUCGCCUGUGCAAAUGUCCAUCGAUAUCCCUGAGGCCACUAAUAGAGAUGAUGGGCAGGACUGCAAUAUUGAGAUACAAGGUAAUGAGUUGGAUGAUUCCAACGAUGAAGUGGAUGGUGAACCAUUAAUGAGGCAGAAGCGUAAAAUUAUUCGUAAGCGUUGUGCGACCGGGAGUCACUUUCUUGAUCAGCAUGGUAGGAUUAAAAAGCAGCGCGGUAGAGGUAAAAAGCAGCAAGGUAGAAGCAAAAAUAAAUGAAUGCAUCACUAAUAGUUUGGCUUGUAAGUAAGAUGAAGGCACAUAAUCUCGCUGAUCUAGUUUAGUAGGAAUAAUCUCCUUUUUUUUUUUUGCUCACUGUAAGUUAGAUGAAGGUACAGUUGGUGUAUUAUUUUUUUUCUUUUGCUUUUUGUAUUCAGCUACGUUUUAAUUGGAAGUCAUGUAUUAGCUAUGGUUUUUGCUAGCAAGUCAUCAGCAGUUUAGUAGGAAUGAUUUUUUUUUUUUUGGCUCACUGCUGGUGUUUUUUUUUUUGGGUCACUGCUGGUGUUGUUUUGAAGCAAGUCAUGUAUUAGUCUUUUUUUGCUUUUUGUAUUCAGCUAUGGUGUAAGCAGAGAAUUGCUUUUAGCUAAUCAAUUUGCUUUUUGCU